AUGGAGAAGGAAUUUUUCGCUCUUGCACGAAAGCAAGGCGAAAAUCCUCGCUUCUUCGUUCAUGCCAUUGAUCUAGAAAGCAAAUCCAAGAAAUAUGUCUUGAUAACAGAUCAAAGUUUUUGGUUUGCGCGAAAAAUAGAUCAUGUCAAGCAUUCAAUCUAUUGUUGGUUGCUGCUAACCAAAUUAUACAAGACAGAAGAUACCAUAAGUAUGAUAUUUGGUAAAAAUCAGAUCAAAUUCGAAACAGAUAAAGUUGAUGAAAUUUUUGAAGUCUUAUGGGAUAUUCUUCCAAGAAUAUUUAGACCUACUGAACUCAUAUCUCUAGGAUAUUUUACAGAUCCCGAUGAAAGGCCGCCUCCAACUUCAAAUUCUGUAAUGAUUCGAUUAAAUCUUCGACAAAAGCUUCUUGGAAAAGAAUAUUCAUCCCAAACCAUACAAAGGAUCCAAGAGAUCUUAGAAUAUUCCGAAGAAUACAUUGAUUUAAACUCAUUUUCAAACAAAUCCGAAGCUUUCCCUGUAUUUUUCGAUUUAUUGCCAUUAUGCUACAAUAUAUUAAGUAUUAAGAUCACCUCAAGCGAAAGCAUCAAUGCUUAUAAAGUUCUUCGCGAUGUAAUCACAGAACCAUCGAAUUUAGAGCAUAUGGAGAUAGUUGGACCAUCAACUCAUCAUUUUGAUUCUUUUCUAAGGAAAUUGACUCAGAACAAAAAUAUCCCAAUCGCAGGCUUAACUUUUACGAAUUCAAAUUUUUCCGAAAAAAAUAUUCUUUCGAUUAUCAAAUGUUUUACGGAUAAAUACUUGUGUUCGGUAGGAUUUCACAAUGCAAUAAGCAGUAGCUCAAUAGAUUCAUUAUAUUCCGCAUUUUUCCCAAAAUUUUGCAAUAAAUUAACAGCUCUUUCAUUAGAUCAUACGAAAAACCUCAAUUUAAGCAAACUCAACUUCGAAUUUACCAAUCUCGAGAUGAUUUCUUUGAAAGAAUGCGAUUUAGAAAUUUAUGAAAUAUUAAAAGCGAUAAACAGAGAACAUUUCGUGAAAUUAAGAGGUUUAGACGUUUCUUACAACAAAUGUACCAAAGCCGCGGACGGAUUAUACGAUUUACCGCCAACUUUGAUGACAAUCGUCGCCGCAGGUAUUAAAUGGCCCGAAAGUAAGUUAGUUGAGUUCUUCAAAAUUAUUACGAUCAAUGAUCUUCAAAAGAGAAUUGAUUUAUCAGCAAUUGAAGCUUCAGAAGAAGAUAUGACCAAAUUAUACAAUUUUAUGAAAGAAAAACAAUUCCCACAACUCAAAGCAUUGAUAUGGGAUGAAAACUACAUCAAUUCUGACUUCUUUGUCUUUCUAAAUCAAAAUCCCCAAAUUGAAUUUUUAUCUUUGAACUAUUGCUUCUCUGAGAAGGACCAAAAGUACGUGGAUAGUCUUUGUAAGUUCAUUUCUUCAUCCAAUGUCCACGCAAUAUCAAUCCAAGGCGAUGAAAAAAAUCACAUUGGCGAAUUAAUCAUUCCCAUCAUUAAUUCCGCCUGUUUGUCCAAGACAUUGGAACAUAUUAACCUAGAAGGAAGUUAUUGUGGCGAUAAAGGCCUCUUUGCCGCUCAAAAAAUUUUGAUUUCGGAUACUCCAAUUUGUUCUUUGAAUUUGGAAGGGUCCCACCCCAAAUAUCCCCAGUCAUUAUUUUUCUUCUUGUAUAAAGCGGCCGGCGGAGAGCGUGGAAUUGCUGUUUCGUUCCCUUUGGACGAUAUCAACGAAUUAUUUGAGAAAAAACAAGUCACAAAAGGCCAAGUUGACUGGAUAAAGACAUUAUAUAAACACCAGCAACCGACUGUUAAAGAAACAAUGUCUCCUUUGGAGUUUCCAUUUGAAAUUUACCGAGAAAAUUGGAAACCAUACUUUCCUUUGUAUUUAAAGCCUGUUGGACCUUCCCCUGAUGGCGUAAAGACUGAGGACAUGUUUAAUACUGACUUCUUGUCCGAUGAAAGGACUCAGUUGACGAUUUCUGUCGAUGGAGAUGAAAUUAAAUUAAUUCCGAUCCAAAAAGAAAAGGAAUCUUCACCGGUAAUCAAACCACAAAAAUCGGAAGAUAUCAAAACCCUUGAAACAGCCGAUCUUCCUAAAGAAAAACCAAAAUCAAAAUCAUCUAAUGUGAAAAAAGUGGUUUCCAAAAAGAAGAAAGUGGUUAAACGUAAGCGGGAAUCCUCAUCGAAAGAGAAGUCCUCAUCAAACAACUCUCAAAACAAAGGCUCGAGUUCAAAUAAAGGAUCUGAAAUUUCGACCUCAGAAAAAGGAUCGUCAAAGAAGAAGAGUAGAUCUUCUUCGGGACAUUCCGGGUCGUCUAGGAUACUUUCCAGCUCUUCCGGAGCGAAUAUCAACUUGGAAUCUUCGCCAAGAAGGGAUUCGAGCAUUUUGAGUGGUUUGGAUGGAAGCAAAGAUGACUUCUACUUCAUUUGGGAUUUCCCUUCUGUUUGUAGACUCAAUUUUGACGAAAUUGUCCAAAAGAUUUAUACAAAGGCGGAAGAAAAUUAUGAAAUUAACUUGUUAACGGAACUUAUACCAAAAUAG
Trichomonas vaginalis G3 is the source of this 2547-nucleotide messenger RNA. Its product is annotated as leucine-rich repeat, isoform f-related family. Bases 1 to 2547 code for a protein of 848 amino acids. The transcript has a single exon. Gene Ontology annotation, cellular component: lamellipodium; plasma membrane. The record is from RefSeq and is a predicted model, not a curated record. NCBI's taxonomy places the organism in Eukaryota, Parabasalia, Trichomonadida, Trichomonadidae. Gene Ontology annotation, biological process: cell migration; regulation of Arp2/3 complex-mediated actin nucleation.